CUGGGAGCUCCGCGGUUUGUGCAGCCGAGCUCGCCCUGUGACAGCAGCACUCUGGCGCAGACUCCUUCGCCACAUUUCUCCUGCUUUCUUCCCCGUCACCACUGCAUCAUCCCGCGUGGACGGACGUCGGCGUGGCCUCGUCGAGAAUGGGGAACCGGGACGAUGAGUACGAUUUCUUGUUCAAAGUUGUGUUAAUCGGGGACUCGGGGGUCGGCAAGAGCAACCUGCUCUCUCGAUUCACACGGAACGAAUUCAACCUGGAGAGCAAAAGCACCAUCGGCGUGGAGUUUGCCACGCGCAGCAUCCAGGUGGACGGCAAGACGAUAAAGGCCCAGAUCUGGGACACAGCGGGACAGGAACGCUACCGAGCCAUCACCUCGGCUUACUACAGGGGAGCAGUGGGGGCGCUCCUGGUCUACGACAUCGCCAAGCACCUGACCUACGAGAACGUGGAGCGCUGGCUGAAGGAGCUGAGGGACCACGCUGACAACAACAUCGUCAUCAUGCUGGUGGGCAACAAAAGCGACCUGCGCCACCUCAGGGCCGUGCCCACGGACGAGGCCCGCGCCUUCGCAGAGAAGAACAACUUGUCAUUCAUAGAAACUUCCGCCUUGGACUCCACAAACGUUGAAGAGGCCUUCAAGAACAUCCUCACAGAAAUCUACCGCAUCGUGUCGCAGAAACAGAUCGCGGAGCGAUCGGCUCACGACGAGUCCCCGGGGAACAACGUGGUGGACAUCAGCGUACCCCCCACCACGGACGGCCAGAGGGGGGGCAAGCUGCAGUGCUGCCAGAACCUGUAGCCCCAUGACCACUGUGCGAGCGGGUUCGGAAUUGGGAGUCCAGUGCUGGUACACGUCUGGCUACUUAGUCUGAAUCCACACCCUUUUUGUUUUUAGGUUGUGUGAUGCCACAGAAGGAAUUGAUUCCAAGUAGUAAUCUGACCCAGUUUCAGCCCACAAGUGAGUGCAAAAACACGAGUACCUGACUCAGCAAGGAUGGUGUCGUAAAGUCGCCGGUCCAGUGGCACCAGCACUCCUGUUCUUGGACUCCACUUCCUGUUCAGUCAUCUCAACGAGUGGUAGUAAUGCUGCUGAUGCUUAUUUCCUGUAAAAUAUAUUCCUUUUUUCUUUGUUUUGGUUAUUGUUUUGAUAGCGUGUCUGCACACAUACAUUAUAUUAAUGCCAUGAAAAUAAAUUUUACAGUAUUAUGA
Molecule: messenger RNA, 1213 nt
Organism: Nerophis lumbriciformis (worm pipefish)
Lineage: Eukaryota; Metazoa; Chordata; Actinopteri; Syngnathiformes; Syngnathidae
Product: ras-related protein Rab-11B
Molecular function (GO): GTPase activity; GTP binding
Source: RefSeq, a predicted model, not a curated record